AUGAGUACGAAUAGCCUGUUUGAUACGCAGUUUGUGGUGAAAGACAUUGAUCCAGAUGGAAAGAAAUUUGAUCGCGUGUCGCGGGUUAUCGCAUCGUCACCCACACUUGACAUGACGUUGUCCCUCGACAUCGCGACGGACAUUUACCCUGUUCAUGUUGGGCAACAGCUUGCUUUUCUGCUAGUGUCAUCGCUCCGACGUGACAAGGCAGAGAGUGAUGCCACAGCCGAUCGUGAUGCGUGGCGUCUUGAUCAGGACGACAAUUCACUCGCGAAGGGCUUUGACUAUGUCAUGUACGGCAAGAUCUUUAAAUAUGACGAGCGCAGCACGGAGCAGGUGACGGUGUACGGUUCAUUUGGUGGGCUCCUGAUGGCACUGACGGGCUCUUUUCGCCAUUUGAGCAAGAUCACCGUUGGUUCGAACGUGUAUUUGCUCAUGCGCUAA
This is a messenger RNA of Malassezia globosa CBS 7966, 444 nucleotides long. RefSeq lists its product as uncharacterized. The transcript has 3 exons. Gene Ontology annotation, biological process: DNA-templated transcription. Bases 1 to 444 code for a protein of 147 amino acids. Gene Ontology annotation, cellular component: RNA polymerase II, core complex; RNA polymerase III complex; RNA polymerase I complex. The record is from RefSeq and is a predicted model, not a curated record. Lineage: Eukaryota; Fungi; Basidiomycota; Malasseziomycetes; Malasseziales; Malasseziaceae.